Molecule: messenger RNA, 2047 nt
Organism: Vollenhovia emeryi
Lineage: Eukaryota; Metazoa; Arthropoda; Insecta; Hymenoptera; Formicidae
Product: polymerase delta-interacting protein 3-like
Exons: 7
Coding region: 281-1480 (399 amino acids)
Biological process (GO): mRNA export from nucleus
Cellular component (GO): nucleus
Molecular function (GO): mRNA binding
Source: RefSeq, a predicted model, not a curated record
GCUUUCACGCUCGCGUUGUCCGUUUAUAACCUUGACGCGAUCGCGCUUUCCUCUAUUGACUCGGAUCCGUGCGCGACAAUCUCGCCUUCAGAAUUCUCGUUCGGAUCGUCGCCUCGCUCGACAAUCGCGUCGCCGCGAAAUCGAAGUGAGCUAGCGCGCGCGGAUGGCAUUCGCAGCCGCUCUGCGUACCUCUGGAGCAAAAUCUGUUGCACUUAUUUGACGAUUGCGUAGUGUUGUGUCCGCACGGCUUGCUCGAUUGACUCCGCGAUUUUCAAAUGCUAUGAUACGCAGGGGCAUCAACAGAGGCGCGCGGGCAAACGGCUCUGUGAGAGGACGUGGCUCGCAUAUCGUCACGGAUGCGCGGUUCAAGAUAAUACAGAAGAAUCGGGAGAAGCUCACCGACGCUAGGGACAAGCUCGCCGAGAUUGCGAAGCAGAGCGACGCGCGACUCAAGUUGGACAAGAUCCGCGCGUCACACUACAAGAAGAUAGACACCCUUUCGGGUAUCUCGCGCAAGACUGGCCGGAACGGCCGGCUCUCGUUGUCGACGAACAAAGUGUCGCACUUGAUGCAGCAUGUGUUACCGCCGAAUAUUCCGAACAAUUACAUGCCGCCUCCCACGAGAGCGGUCGGAUACAGGCCGCCUAUCUCCGAGCCUCAUUACUUGGGGGACAUGAGCAUGGAUUAUACUGAUGAUUAUUUAACGGAAUCAUCUUCAUUGAGGAGGACCGUGAGUAACGAGUACGCGCCAACACCCCCGCCUCCACCUCCAGUGUUCAGUAUUAAUCCGAUUUCUCCUUACACCUGGGUGAAGUCCAGAAACACUAAUGUGACUAGGAUUCAAGCUCGAAAAUCUGAGAUGGAGAAGGACCGAGAGAGGCAAAGAGAUUACAAACUCGCUGCGCGCUCUGCGAUGACAAAGACUGCUUCACCUCCUUAUAAAGAAGACUGGAGCUUUGGCACAAAAUCAAGAACAAUUGUUGCCGAGGAAAUGGUAGAUUCCAAGUACUACAAUUCCAGAAAUGUUCGAGAAAUCGGAGUAAAGUCGCGUCUCGAGUCCUCCCCGAAUAAGACGCGCACAAUGGGUGUUUUGUCGCGGCCGAAAGCAAGUUCCAGUUCGUCGGUACAAUCAAAUGGCUAUCGAAUUGUAGUAUCCAACUUGCAAGCCAACGUCACACAAGAAGAUAUCAAGGAAUUAUUCGAAGACGUUGGCGAACUGCUUGUAUCGAGACUAGUGCGUCCAGGUACUGCGGAAGUAAUCUAUAAAACGCUGAAGGAUGCGACUAAAGCAGUUGAAACUUAUCACAAUCGACAAUUAGACGGCCAUCCAAUGAAAUGUCUCCUCGUUAAUCCACGACCAAAAAACAAUCCAACUGGACCAGCUGUCCGAUCUCUUACGGAGUCAAGACGUAGUAUCAGCUCAAGUUAUGUACAACCAAGUUUAGGAGCGGUGCAUCGCGCAUUAUUCGACGAUUCUUAAUCGAACGUAUCCAUUUUGAUAUAAGUCAAUAUGAAGAAAAGAAAUGUCUUGUAUGUAAGUGUAACGGACAUUAUGCUGAUUAUUCUUAGGAGAGCGACCGGAGAAACGGCAAAACGCUGAAAGCGCAUUUAAUAUGCGCAACUCCAAUUCCCAGCUGUAAUUGUAUUAAUAAACUUAUACCACUCAUUAUCUUUAGUCUAUAUGCGGUCUGUACGACCGAUAACACUGGAACGCUCGUGUAUUAUUCUCAUUAUUUUUUAGAGAUAAUCGUCUCCUCUUGUAUUUUAUGCACUUUGUAAUUACAAUCUCAUUAUUUUGUCUUAUAUACCUUAUUUUGUCUUAUAUUAUUUUAAAAGUAAUAAAUUGUUAAUUAAGGGUCUGAAAUAUCAGAGGUCGCGAGCUAUCCUUGAACAUUGAAGACAAUAGUAAAAGCUGAGACGUUCUGGUGUUAAAAUAUAGAGGGGAAACUUAUGUUAAUAUAACACGCUCGUGGAACCACGUACGCAUCAGGCGAAAUCUGCUUCUUGUAUAUUUAAUAUGUCCGAAUAAAAUGGUACCCAUCCAGCA